Trametes versicolor FP-101664 SS1 is the source of this 1966-nucleotide messenger RNA. RefSeq lists its product as uncharacterized. The transcript has 3 exons. The coding region runs from base 143 to 1687 and encodes 514 amino acids. NCBI's taxonomy places the organism in Eukaryota, Fungi, Basidiomycota, Agaricomycetes, Polyporales, Polyporaceae. The record is from RefSeq and is a predicted model, not a curated record.
CUGUUUCCACCGGGCCAGGCUUGUCCGUUCCUCAACACUCUCUUCCUCCUUCGCCGCUCUACGCUACAGCCUACUCAGUAUUCCGACUUGCACGCUCACGACGCCGACGCCGUUACCCUCUUUACAAACGCCUAAUGUCCCGAUGAGUCCUGCUGCGCCCGACAGUCCUUCCGUCUCCGCCGGUCCCCGUCCGCUCCAGCUCGUCGACGGGAACGUGCAAUCUUCUACGCUUCCUUCGUGUCCUUCGCCUACCACCUCUGGGCUGUCUACUCCGCCGCCCAGCGCGCGCAAAUUUCACCCGCGCAGACAGUCGUCCAUUACAUAUUACCCUAGUGAUCACACUCCUUCAUGGGACCUGCGGUCACCAACCACCCCGUCAGGCUCGUUCCUCAAGCGUAGCUCUUCCUUCAACCAAGGGUCUUCCGACAAGCUUGCGCUCAAGCGGAAUAGGCGGAGCUUACCUGCGUCGGACGUCUUGGCGGGUGCACAAGCAGAGCGUCCAUUGACCCUCACCGAGAAACAUGCAGACCUCUUGCAGUUCAUUGCACAGAAGGAGUCCAAGUGCCUCGAAUUGCGCUCUCAGCUCGCCGUCCACGAAGCGGAACUCGCGCAGCUGAAGCGCAAAUGGGAACGCAUAGUCAGCCGGGGGAUGGAUCGCGCAUACUCCCAGCCUUCCCAGUCGGGCUCGGCCUCAAGCUCGCUACUCUCCGGGGCGAUGAAGGAGGGCGUACAGGGUGUCGGCCGACUGCUGGCGUCCGGCCUCAGCGAGCCUGCGCCCAAGGCUGAAUCUUCGAACCCAGUCCCUGCCCCGCGCCCGCCUACGCUCGCCCUCCGCACGAGCCGCAUACAAGGCCAUGUGAACACGCAGAGCAUAUCCUCCGUCGCGACGUCCGCCACGUCGCUCACCAGCUCGAGCGUGCGCCUUUCGCAGUCCUCCGCCUCCUCGCUCGCGUUCGACGAGGACGAGGAGCCCGACGCUCUAGUGAACCUGAAGCGCACCUCGAUCAGCGUCGACGGCGGCACGGGCAUCGAGAGCCCCGUUGAAAUCUCGCCCUCGAGCGCGAUCAAGGCCGCGAAGCUGCAUCGGCGCAAGAGCCGCGAGGCGCCGCCUCCGCCGCCGUACACGUCCGCCGCGCUGUCCCCGCAGGAGGACUACAAGAAGACGAUCAAGCGGUCGAGCCUACACAUCUCAUCUACGUCGGGCGUGCCUCCCGCCGCGUCCAUACCCGGUCUGGGCCCGCUCGCGUCGCCGCGUGCGUCCGCGUGGAUGGGCAGCGUGGGGACGAGCGUCGGGAAGAAGUGGGAGGAGCUGCAGAAGGGCGAGACGUUCUCGAAAGGCCAGAAGCGCGCCUCUCUCCUCAUCUCGGACGUGUCCAGCUCGAUCUUCGCUGCCCUCGCCUCCCCGUCCGCGACCUCGACCUCGCACCCCGUCCCCUCCUCCUUCUCGAUCACCUCAAACCCCUUCGCGGCGACGCUCUCCCCGCUCUCCACCUCCCCGCAGCCGUCCUCCCCGAGCGCACCGUCGCUGCUCGACGACGACGACGCGGGCGACGGCCUCGGCAGCGUGCUCGUCCCCGACACCAAGGGCCCCGUGCGCACCCCCGCGGGCGCCCCCGCCCCGGUGCCCGCGCCCGCGCCGAAGCAGAACCGGAGUCUGUUGGACGACGACGACGAGUGGAACUGGUAGCAUUUCAACUGCACCCUGCCGCGGGGCCAGGCGUUCCUGUAGCGCAUGCGGGCGUGCGGCGGCCUGUGUUGUGUACAUACAUAUGUGUACCCGCACGUCGCGCAGGGUGCAGGGGCGUGGGGACAGUGCGGCUCGUACUAUAGCUACGUAGUUUAGUCUGGAUAGGAGUACUUGUGGAUGUCUGUUUUCGUGUCUGCGGUACCGGUGGAAUACAUGCUAUCACUAAUGGCUGCCUUGCGUUCGUGGAUGGUAUCCGCAAGCAGCUUGCAAUAGUUGGAG